AUGUGUGUGAGCCACCUUCAGGCCAGCCAGCUGCUGCACAACAAGUUUGUGGUGGUGCUGGGGGACUCCAUUCAGAGGUCUGUCUACAAGGACCUGGUCCUGCUGCUGCAGAAGGAAAAGUUUCUGUCCAAGCGUCAACUGAAGCGCAAGGGAGAGGCGUGUUUUGAACAGGACUGCCUGCUGGAGGGCGGCUCUUUGGAGACACUGACUAAUGGCACUGGGUACAGGGAGGUUCGCCAGUUCAAGUCCGACCACCAUUUAGUCCGCUUCUACUUCGUGACGCGGGUUUACUCUCCCUACAUGCGGAGCAUCUUGGAUGACUUUCGCAAUGGCUUGAAACCUGAUGUCAUCAUCUUCAACUCCUGUGUGUGGGAUAUUUCCAGAUACAACUCCAGGUGGCUAGCCAAGUACAGGGAGAACCUGCACACGUUGUUCUCUGAGCUGAGGGAGGUGGUGCCUCCAGAGACGUUGGCCAUCUGGAACCUCACCAUGCCGCUAGGAGAGAGGAUCCGAGGAGGUUUCCUGGUGCCGGAGAUCGAGCACAGGGCUCCUCAGCUGCGUUACGAUGUGAUUGAGGCCAACUUCUUCAGCGGUACUCUGGCCGGCGCCUACGGACUGGACGUGUUGGACCUCCACUUCCAGUUCCGCUUCUCCCUGCAGCACCGCACGAGGGACGGCGUCCACUGGAACGCCGUGGCCCACCGCCACAUCACGUCUCUGCUGCUGGAGCACUCUGCAGAGGCCUGGGGUGUGGCGCUGCCUGUUGUGGGUGAGGAGGAGGACCGCCCACACACACACACACACGCGCAUUGCAAUAAUGGUGAGCAGAGUCCGGAUACUUCUCUGCUGCUGGCCAUUGAGAAUACCAAACCUGCGGGUAAGUAA
Molecule: messenger RNA, 885 nt
Organism: Pseudoliparis swirei
Lineage: Eukaryota; Metazoa; Chordata; Actinopteri; Perciformes; Liparidae
Product: PC-esterase domain-containing protein 1A-like
Exons: 6
Coding region: 1-885 (294 amino acids)
Source: RefSeq, a predicted model, not a curated record